This is a messenger RNA of Geosmithia morbida, 774 nucleotides long. Its product is annotated as Zinc knuckle. The record is from RefSeq and is a predicted model, not a curated record. NCBI's taxonomy places the organism in Eukaryota, Fungi, Ascomycota, Sordariomycetes, Hypocreales, Bionectriaceae. Gene Ontology annotation, molecular function: nucleic acid binding; zinc ion binding. Bases 1 to 774 code for a protein of 257 amino acids. The transcript is spliced from 5 exons.
AUGGCAGGCUCCGCUGCUGGUCAGCCAAAUCGGCCUGACGAGCCUCAGUGCUACAACUGCGGCGCCUUGGGGCACUGGGCUAUCGCCUGCCCUGAGCCAACGAGGGCCACACCAGCCGGCUUUGAGACGUGGAGAAAUACGUCAUCUCACGCUGGUCAUCAAGGCCACCAUGCCAAGGAUCAUCGAGGUCAUAAGAAGUCCAAGGGUCCCGUCAUUACCAGAUAUGCCCCUCCGGCCCCGGAGUCGGCAUACUCACCGCAGCCUGCUUACUAUCACGGCCCAAGUCCUUACCCACCGCCACCGCCUGGUGUUCAGAAGGACGCGAAAAGACCGGAGUCAAGGGCAGCUAGCGAGAUUGGAGGUGCAGUCUCAGCAGCUUCCCCAGACCGACGAUCGCAGCUGGGGGCUGCGGGGAUUGAACCGGUGCCAACCCGCGUCCUGGGGAAGACAAAUCAGGAAUAUGGCCAGAAACUGGUCGGGAACCCCGGCCCGAGGCCCCAAAAAAGUGACCUAUCGCUUCCGGAAAAGCCGGGCAUCAAGCCCACCAAGCACGGCUCUAUAGAAUCCAUACCCAAGGGUACCGCGAAGCCGGAUCACAAACGGAAUAGCGUCGACCGAGACGGAGCAUUCCCCACAGUCCCCCAAUCUCCCUCGGCACAUCAACGCCGCGACGGUGCAGUCCAACAGCGAUCAAACUCGUAUUCUGUGGAAGAACUCGACGAUGGAGAGACACACCCCAUGUUUACUAGUGCCCGAACCUCAUUUUACUAUUGA